GCCGCGGCCCCGGACGCGGCGCCGACCCCGGACGCGGCCCCCGCCCCGGCCCCGGCGCCGGCGCCCGCCCCGGACUCGGCCUCAGGGCCGUCCUCGGACUCCGGCCCCGAAGCCGGCUCGCAGCGGCUGCUCUUCUCUCACGACCUGGUGUCGGGCCGUUACCGCGGCUCGGUGCACUUCGGGCUGGUGCGCCUCAUCCACGGAGAGGACUCGGACUCGGAGGGCGAGGAGGAGGGCCGCGGGAGCUCGGGCUGCUCCGAGGCGGGGGGCGCGGGCCACGAGGAGGGCCGGGCCAGCCCGCUGCGCCGCGGCUACGUGCGCGUCCAGUGGUACCCGGAGGGCGUCAAGCAGCACGUGAAGGAGACCAAGCUGAAGCUAGAGGACCGCUCUGUGGUGCCCCGGGACGUGGUCCGGCACAUGCGAUCCACCGACAGCCAGUGCGGCACCGUGAUCGACGUCAGCAUCGACUGUGCCGUCAAGCUCAUCGGCACCAACUGCAUCAUCUACCCUGUCAACAGCAAGGACCUGCAGCACAUCUGGCCCUUCAUGUACGGGGACUACAUUGCCUAUGACUGCUGGCUGGGGAAGGUCUACGACUUAAAGAACCAGAUCAUCCUGAAGCUGUCCAACGGUGCCAGGUGCUCCAUGAACACAGAAGAUGGCGCCAAGCUCUAUGACGUCUGUCCCCACGUCAGCGACUCUGGUCUCUUCUUUGAUGACUCCUAUGGCUUCUACCCGGGCCAGGUGCUCAUCGGCCCCGCCAAGAUCUUCUCUAGCGCCCAGUGGCUGUCUGGGGUCAAGCCUGUGCUCAGCACCAAGAGCAAGUUCCGUGUGGUGGUGGAAGAGGUGCAGGUCGUAGAGCUAAAAGUCACAUGGAUUACCAAGAGUUUCUGUCCAGGGGGCACGGACAGCGUCAGCCCCCCGCCCUCUGUCAUUACCCAGGAAAACCUAGGCAGGGUGAAGCGUCUCGGAUGCUUUGACCAUGCUCAGCGGCAGCUUGGGGAGCGCUGUCUGUAUGUCUUCCCAGCCAAGGUAGAGCCGGCCAAGAUUGCCUGUGAAUGUCCAGAAAAACACUGCGCCCAGGGGGAGGGCUCUAUGGCUAAGAAGGUGAAGCGCCUGUUGAAGAAGCAGGUUGUGAGGAUCAUGUCCUGCUCCCCGGACACGCAGUGCUCCCGAGACCAUUCCAUGGAGGACCCGGGAAAGAAAGGAGGGGCCAAAGCCAAGAGCGAAACGGGGUCGGUCAGCCCCGAGGAGACGCCCGAUGGGGCCGCCAGCCCGGUGGAGAUGCAGGAUGAGGGCCCAGAGGAGGCCCAGGACGCGGGUGAGCAGCUGCCCCCCUUCCUGCUGAAGGAAGGUGGCGACGACAGGCUGCACUCGGCAGAGCAGGACGCGGACGACGAGGCCGCCGAUGACACGGAUGACACCAGCUCGGUGACCUCCUCUGCUAGCUCCACCACCUCCUCCCAGAGUGGCAGCGGCACAAGUAGAAAAAAGAGCAUCCCCUUGUCUAUCAAGAACUUGAAGCGGAAACACAAGCGGAAGAAGAAUAAAAUCACUCGUGACUUUAAGCCGGGGGACAGGGUGGCGGUGGAGGUGGUGACCACCAUGACCUCGGCAGACGUGAUGUGGCAAGACGGCUCCGUGGAGUGCAACAUCCGCUCCAACGACCUCUUUCCCGUGCACCACCUGGACAACAACGAAUUCUGCCCCGGAGACUUUGUGGUGGACAAGCGAGUCCAGACCUGUCCAGACCCCGCCGUCUACGGCGUGGUGCAGUCUGGGGACCACGUGGGCCGCACCUGCAUGGUGAAGUGGUUCAAGCUGCGGCCCAGUGGCGAUGACGUGGAGCUGAUUGGAGAAGAGGAGGACGUGAGCGUCUACGACAUUGCUGACCACCCUGACUUCCGGUUCCGCACCACGGACAUCGUCAUCCGCAUCGGCAAUACUGAGGAUGGAGCUCCUCACAAGGAGGAUGAGCCAUCAGUUGGCCAGGUGGCCCGUGUGGACGUCAGCAGCAAGGUGGAGGUGGUGUGGGCUGACAACUCAAAGACCAUCAUUCUGCCCCAGCACUUGUACAACAUCGAGUCUGAGAUUGAGGAGUCGGACUAUGACUCGGUGGAAGGCAGCACCAGUGGGGCGUCCUCGGAUGAGUGGGAGGACGACAGUGACAGCUGGGAGACGGACAACGGGCUGGUGGAGGAUGAGCACCCCAAGAUAGAGGAGCCCCCCAUCCCGCCCACUGAGCAGCCGGCGGCCCCUGAGGAGGACAAGGGGGUAGUGAUCAGCGAAGAGGCUGCCACGGCCGCCAUUCAGGGGGCCGUGGCCAUGGCUGCCCCCGUGGCUGGGCUGAUGGAGAAGGCUGGCAAAGACGGGCCCCCGAAGAGCUUCCGGGAGCUGAAAGAGGCCAUCAAGAUCCUGGAGAGCCUCAAGAACAUGACUGUGGAGCAGCUUCUGACAGGCUCGCCCACCUCCCCCACAGUGGAGCCGGAGAAACCGACUCGGGAGAAGAAGUUUCUAGAUGACAUCAAGAAACUGCAGGAAAAUCUCAAGAAGACCCUGGACAAUGUGGCCAUCGCAGAGGAGGAGAAGAUGGAGGCGAUGCCAGACACGGAGCGCAAGGAGGAGAAGCCGGAAGGGCAGUCACCCGUGAAGGCCGAGUGGCCCAGCGAGACCCCGGUGCUCUGUCAGCAGUGCGGCGGCAAGCCCGGAGUCACCUUCACCAGCGCUAAGGGCGAGGUCUUCUCAGUGCUGGAGUUCGCGCCCUCAAAUCACUCUUUUAAGAAAAUUGAGUUCCAGCCUCCGGAAGCCAAGAAGUUCUUCAGCACAGUACGGAAGGAGAUGGCGUUGCUGGCUACCUCGCUGCCUGACGGCAUCAUGGUCAAGACCUUCGAGGACAGAAUGGCAAUGGCCGGUUGGGGACGCGGUCUCUUGGGGUUUGUUUUUACAGCGGGCGGUGGCGGGAGCCUGCUGCCCGAGCGGUGCCGCGUGCUGGUCCUGUUAAACCCGCGCGGAGGCAAGGGCAAGGCGCUGCAGCUCUUCUGGAGCCACGUGCAGCCCCUGCUGGCCCAGGCCGGCAUCUCCUUCACGCUGAUGCUCACUGAGCGUCGGAACCACGCUCGGGAGCUGGUGCAGGGGUUGGAGCUGGGGCGCUGGGACGCGCUGGUGGUCAUGUCUGGAGACGGGCUGAUGUACGAGGUGGUGAACGGGCUCAUGGAGCGGCCCGACUGGGAGACUGCCAUCCGGAAGCCCCUGUGUAGCCUCCCAGCUGGCUCCGGCAACGCACUGGCAGCUUCUUUGAACCAUUAUGCCGGCUAUGAGCAGGUGACUAACGAGGACCUCUUGACCAACUGCACCCUGCUGCUGUGCCGCCGGCUGCUGGAGCCCAUGAACCUCCUGUCACUGCAGACCGCCUCGGGGCUGCGCCUCUUCUCCGUGCUUAGCCUGUCUUGGGGCUUCAUCGCUGAUGUGGAUCUGGAGAGCGAGAAGUUUCGGCGCCUCGGGGAGCUCCGCUUCACUCUGGGCACCUUCCUGCGCCUGGCGGCGCUGCGCGUGUACCGGGGCCGACUGGCCUACCUGCCCGCAGGAAGGGGGGUCCCCGGGGUGCCCGCCUCCCCUGCAGUGGACCGGCAGGACCAGCAGGGCCCUACGGACGCGCACCUCGUACCCCUGGAGGAGCCGGUGCCCGCGCACUGGACGGUGGUGCCGGAGCAGGACUUCGUGCUGGUGCUGGCGUUGCUGCACUCGCACCUGGGCAGCGAGAUGUUCGCUGCCCCGAUGGGCCGCUGUGCCGCCGGCACCAUGCACCUGUUCUACGUGCGGGCGGGCGUGUCUCGGGCCACGCUGCUGCGCCUCUUCCUGGCCAUGGAGAAGGGGAGGCACUUGGAGCAGGCCUGUCCCUACUUGGUGUACGCGCCCGUGGUCGCCUUCCGCCUGGAGCCCAAGGAUGGAAAGGGUGUGUUUGCCGCCGACGGGGAGUUGUUGGUCAGCGAGGCUGUGCAGGGCCAGGUGCACGCGGACUACAUCUGGAUGGUCAGUGGCUGCGUGGAGCCCCCACCCGGCCAGAAGCCUCGGCGGGGAUCACCUCCAGAAAAGCCCUUAUGACUCCACGGGCCUUGUCGUGCCUUAGCCUGCUUGGUCU
Molecule: messenger RNA, 4138 nt
Organism: Puma concolor (puma)
Lineage: Eukaryota; Metazoa; Chordata; Mammalia; Carnivora; Felidae
Source: RefSeq, a predicted model, not a curated record